Molecule: messenger RNA, 961 nt
Organism: Macadamia integrifolia
Lineage: Eukaryota; Viridiplantae; Streptophyta; Magnoliopsida; Proteales; Proteaceae
Product: flap endonuclease 1-like
Molecular function (GO): 5'-flap endonuclease activity; 5'-3' exonuclease activity; DNA binding
Source: RefSeq, a predicted model, not a curated record
GUACCAAAUUCCUGAGGACUGGCCUUAUCAAGAAGCCAGACAUCUUUUUAAAGAACCUGUGGUCUCUGCAGACCGUGAACAAUUGGAGAUUAAAUGGACUUCUCCGGAUGAGGAGGGACUCGUAACUUUCUUGGUCAAUGAAAAUGGCUUCAACCAUGACCGUGUAAUCAAGGCAAUAGAAAAGAUAAAAUCUGCCAAGAACAAGUCAUCCCAAGGACGUCUAGAAUCCUUCUUUAAGCCAGUCGUGAACACAUCAGUACCCAUUAAACGGAAGGAAACAUCGGAGAAGUCCGCAAGAGAAAUUGUCAACAAGAAGUCAAAGGCCAAUGGUGGAAAGAAGAAGUAGUUUUAUGUAAAAGAUCUGAGUCUAUCGAUUUCCUUAUUAGGAUGAUCAUUCCUGUUUCACUGGCUCUUGAGUAUCUUUUGGUGUAAGUUUUCCUGGACGGCAUGUCUGGUCUAGAAUCUGUUGAUGCCCCACCUAGUUUACCAAAUGAAGGGAUGGUGUGGCAAUUCCGAUGGAUGGAUGGAUGCACCUAUCACAUUAGUUAAAGGGUCUUUAUAAAAUUUGUCUCGACGAAGAGUUUUUUUGAUGGGAAAAGAAUGCUGCCUGGUCGCUUGCAGACUCUGCCCAAACACAGCCACCCCUGAAAUGACCAUUCCACUUCCCUACAAAAUGAAAAUCCUCCUCUGUUGAUGUCCCUGUGCAUUCCUUCAUUGGCUCAGUGCUGGUGUAGGGGCUACAUGAUUGGACAAUCUUUUUUCAUUUAACCUUAUUCUUUGUGUGUUGAAGUGGAGGGGUAUCUACCCUUGCUAUUGUAGCAUGCGGCAACCAGAGAAGGAAAGCCUAGAGUUGGAGAGGGGAGCCAGGGUAGAGAUUUAGUAAUGUUUUUUGGUUUGUUACUUUGUCUACCUUUUGUUGAUAUUAAACAUACAACGAGAAAUUUGAAGGGGUGGUUAAAAA